AUGAUCUCUGACACAGCAAUUGACAGUAUCUGGACUCUGUUUGGUGAUGUGGGUUCGGAACAACAGGAUAUGAAUGACCUUCCCAAGCUACAGGAGAGGUUCCCCAGCUCUCUCGCAGGAUCCGAACCCUCCACCAGGUUGGAGCAUUCCUGCCCAGCGAAUUACCGCUGCGAGCCCAGCAGUGUCCGGGUACAAGAGCUCUUGCUUCUGGAAGGUGUUCGACAGGUGGAGGUGAUUGAGGGCUGCCAGUGCAACGCUAGUCCUUCCGAAUGUCUUCGGCUGCCGUCCCUGAAAACCUUCUUCCCAGACUCCCCUCUGGAACAAACCUUGGACGUCGGCAGGUGUUCCAAUCCAGAACAUCCCGGAGAGGGGCUUUUCUGCCUGCCCAUGGAUUUCGACUCCAUUCUGAUAAAGACCCCAAAUGGGCACCGUUCGGUUCAGAUCGUGGGGAGCUGCCGGCUGAGGGAGCCCUGUUACCGGGUCUCCCACAUGGAAUACUACUACGAGGUGGUGCUCAACUCUGCGGGAGAAAAACUGGAGCUGAUUAAGGAAAUUGAUGUUGGAAGAUGCUUAGGGCAAUGUGACCCUGGAAGUCCCUGCCUGCUAAGGUCAUCAGAGUCCCCCCCGAGGCAAGUGCCUUGGUCUGGCGGGAAGACAAUCUCGCUCACCUGCAACCCUCACCAAUACGAGAACACAAUACGCUUCCGGAGCCGAAAGCGGGGAGCUGUCGCACUGUCCUUUGCCGUCCGAGCUUGCAAAUGCGGGUCUUAA
Molecule: messenger RNA, 771 nt
Organism: Podarcis muralis (Common wall lizard)
Lineage: Eukaryota; Metazoa; Chordata; Lepidosauria; Squamata; Lacertidae
Source: RefSeq, a predicted model, not a curated record